Molecule: messenger RNA, 3132 nt
Organism: Saxophila tyrrhenica
Lineage: Eukaryota; Fungi; Ascomycota; Dothideomycetes; Mycosphaerellales; Extremaceae
Exons: 3
Coding region: 1-3132 (1043 amino acids)
Biological process (GO): protein N-linked glycosylation; oligosaccharide metabolic process
Molecular function (GO): Glc3Man9GlcNAc2 oligosaccharide glucosidase activity
Source: RefSeq, a predicted model, not a curated record
AUGGUGUUCGUCGACAAACAGCAAGUCCUGAGUGCGGAGGAGAGGCGUCUGAAGGAGGACAAGGACAGGACCAAGUACUGGAAGAAGUGGGGUUCGUAUGUGGCAGAGCGACAAUGGGCCACGGUGCGGGAGGACUACUCUGAGAACGGCGAUGCAUGGAGUCACUUCACCUACGACAUGGCACGGAGUCGAGCCUUCCGAUGGGGCGAGGACGGCAUUGCUGGUGUCUCGGACACCCACGGCAAGAUGAACAUUGCUUUUGCCUUUUGGAACGAGAAGGAUGGACAUUUGAAAGAACGUCUGUUCGGCCUGUCGAAUCCACAGGGUGUGCACGGCGAGAGCAUCAAGGAGUGCCACUUUCACCUCGACAACACGCCCACCCACUCGUACAUGAAGUACCUCUACAAGCUGCCCCAGCAAGCCUUCCCGUACGAGGAGAUCCUCAAGGAGAACCAGAAGAGGUCACGGAAAGAGCGGGAGUACAACUUGAUCGACACCGGCAUCUUCAAGGACAACAAGUACUGGGACUGCUUCAUCGAGACGGCCAAGGAGAAGGACAACCCGGACGAGCUGCUGUUCCGGGUGACCUGUUACAACAGAGGUCCCGAGGCGGCGAAGCUCCACAUCCUGCCGCAUGUCUGGUUCCGCAAUACUUGGGCAUGGGGUCACGACGACUACAAGCCCGAGAUCCAGCAGCUGGACCCCCUGACGUCGAAGAUCGAGCAUCGUGACAUUGGCGAGCGUUACUUCCAAUGCUCACCCUCACCCAACACCAUGGGUCGUCAAGAGGACAUCGAGCCGGAGUUCCUCUUCACUGACAACGACACCAACUACAUGGACCUCUACAGCGCGAAAUCAAACAAGACGCCGUACGUCAAGGAUGCUUUCCACAAGCGCGUUGUCAAGGGUGACAAGAAGGCUGUCAACCCGCAGAAGACCGGCACGAAGAGUUGUGCCUGGUAUGCCUUCAACCAAGGCAAGGGCGUGGCACCAGGCGAGUGUGCGGUCGUUCGAUUCCGCAUCUCCACCAAGCGGAGCGAGGGCUACCUCGACGAGGAGGAGUUUGAUGAUGUGAUGGACCAGCGUUUGGCGGAAGCCGACGAGUUCUACUGGAAGAUCAACCCCAUGCCCAUGGCGGAUGAUCUCCGCAACAUCCAGCGUCAGGCAUUCUCCGGCAUGAUGUGGUGCAAACAAUACUACCACUUCAUCUGGGACCAGUGGGCGAACGGCGACCCCAGCAUGCCAGCUCCCCCGCCCGCACGCAAGUCGGUGCGGAACUCUCAGUGGAAGCACAUGCACCUGGACGAUAUCCUCUCGAUGCCUGACUCCUGGGAGUAUCCAUUCUUCGCGGCAUGGGACUCUGCCUUCCAUUGCAUACCCAUUGCCCUCAUCGAUCCUGAUUUCGCAAAAAAGCAGCUCGACCUCUUCACUCGCGAAUGGUACAUGCAUCCGAACGGCCAGCUACCAGCGUAUGAGUGGAACUUUGGCGACGUCAACCCGCCUGUGCACGCAUGGUCCACUUUCCGCACGUUCAAGAUUGAGCGCAAGAUGUACGGCCGCGAGGAUCUCGACUUCCUGGAGCGCGUCUUCCAGAAGCUGUUGAUGAACUUCACUUGGUGGUGCAACCGCAAGGACCACGAAGGCAAGAACGUCUUCGAGGGUGGCUUCUUGGGCCUCGACAACAUUGGCUUGUUCAACCGAUCUGAUCCAUUGCCGACUGGAGGCACCCUCGAGCAAGCUGACGCCACUGGCUGGAUGGGCUUCUACUGCCUGAGCAUGCUGAAUAUCGCGCUGGAGCUGGCCAAGCACCGCCGCAUCUACGAGGACAUUGCGUCCAAAUUCUUCGAGCAUUUCAUCCUCAUCUCCGACGCCAUGCAGUACCGCAAAGGCACUGAAGCGAAGUCUCUGUGGAACGAGCAGGACGGCUUCUACUACGACGCGAUCAGCUGGGGCGGGCCGUGGGCUCAUCAGAUGCCCGUCCGUUCUCUCGUCGGUCUCAUCCCGAUGUACGCCACUCUCACUCUCGAGCCGGAGGUCAUCAACCGCUUCCCCAAGUUCAAGAAGCACAUCGAUUGGGUCAUCAAGAACAAGUCGGACAUCAUCGAACGCAACGUCGCCAGCAUGAAGAACCGCGGCAAGGACGACAGACUGCUGCUGUCGUUCGUCAACAAGGAUCGCCUCCGAUCGAUCUUGAAGUACAUGCUCGAUGAGAAGGAGUUCUUCUCUCCCUGCGGUAUCCGUUCACUAUCGAAACACCACAAGGACAAUCCGGUAUCGAUGGACGUCAACGGCCAGAACUACUCCGUCAGCUACAUCCCAGGCGACUCCGACAGCGGCCUCUUCGGCGGCAACAGCAAUUGGCGUGGCCCUGUCUGGCUGGCUGUCAACUUCCUGCUGGUCGAGUCACUGCUGCGCUUCUACAUGUUCUACGGCAACACCUUCAAGGUCGAGUGUCCCACUGGCUCCGGCGACUACAUGCACCUCGGCCACGUCGCGGAAGAGAUCCAGCAUCGUCUCCAGCAUCUGAUGGCUAUGAACGACCAGGGCAAGCGCGCGAUGAACGACGGCAACAAGAUGCUGGACACCGACCCGCACUGGAAGGACUACAUGUUCUUCUACGAGUUCUUCGACGGCGACACUGGACGCGGUCUCGGCGCGAGCCAUCAGUGCGGCUGGACUGGUCUCAUGGCCAAGAUGAUCCAUGAUACUGGCGUCAACUGCCGCCUCCCCCAAACCCCCCGCACCCCGGCCUCCGCCGCGGCCCAUUACUUCGACGACGUCUUCUCCCGCCAACGCCGCAUGUCCCUCGGCGGGCGCCGCCCCACCUCCCUCGCGCGCAGCGCCACGCGCCGCCGCUCCAUCGGCAACCAGAGCGAUUUUAGCGGAACCAACGGCGACGCGGACGCGGACGCAGAUGGCGAGGAGGACGGGAUGCAGAGCCAUGGCCCACCCAGCCGGACGUGGACGAUUUAUAAAGAUGACGGUGAGGAGGGGGGCAGGGAGCACGAGGACCCGGAUGAUCCGAUUAACAAGUAUGUGCAAGAGCAGUUGUCGAGGAUUAAAAGCAAUGAGAGUCAGGAGUAUGCGGAGGAGCUUGCGGCGGGGAUGGAUGGGGCGAACGACGAGUUGUGA